GCCGGGGGCGUGGCCGUGCCGACGGAAGCGGCGCCGGGAUUCAAAGCGGCGGUGGAGGCGGAAGCGGCGGUUGAGCCGGGCCCGCGGCCGUGCCGGGAUGGUGCCCCCACUGCAGGAGCAGCGCUGGGCCCCCGGGCAGCCCCCGGCCGGGCACCAGGCGAGAGCMGUGCGGCGCAGCUGGCGAGUGGUGGCCGAGAGGAACCAGACCGCGGUUCCUGUGGUCGUCUGGGUGGAGAGUGCGACAGGGCAGCCGGAGCAAAGCCCGGCCUUUGCUUCGGCAUUGGARGUGGAGGAGAAGCUGAAGGAGCAGCAGCAGAAGAAGGCAGCCAGCCUGAGGAGAUUCCAGGGCGAGGUGAGGCAGCGGGUCAACCGGCAGGUCAGGAUGCGCCGGAGGCUGGAGCUGCAGAAGUCCUAUGAAGCAGUGGAGAGGCAGAGCAAUGUUGCUGUGCAGUACCCAGCCCCCUGGAAGAACCCGUGCCUGUUCCAGAAUAUCCCUGCUCCCAUCAUCUGUGGGCCCGGUGCUGGCUCUGGCCCAUCCUGGCAGGAAGAGAUGCACGAUGAGCCAUUCCAGCAACAAGCUGCCGAGCUCAGCAARGCUGUGAAGCAAGUGCGGCGCAGGCUGGCGUCCUGCAGGACCAGGUCCCCUGGUGCCUGGAGACGGGAGAAACUAGACCCUUGCCCUGCAGCCCUGGUGCCCGUGGAUGAGAGUGAGGAGCUGCUGCUGGUGGGACACCACGAUCUGCCUGCUGAGCUGCUGGAGCAGGACACAGCCACAAAUGGCAUUGGGCAGGAUGAUGACUUCUACAUCAAAAUUGAAUUAGGAAAAGUCUAUGAUGGAGUGGUCAAGGACUCAAGCCUGCCUGAGCCUCCUGGGAGGCCACACACUGAAUACCAACCUCCCCUCAUACUCUGGGCUGGUGUUGACCAAGAGGAAACCARGAAGCAGCGGCAGAUCGAGUUCCUGCGGUGCCGGCGCCUCUUCAUGGCCAUGGAGCGGGAGCGGGUGAGGGAGCACCAGCGACAGCGAGAGAGGCAGCAGAGAGUUGCCCAGAUCAAGAGGCAGAAGGAGAAGCAGCGCCGGGCAGAGGAGCAGAGGAUGCGAGACAUGGCUGAGGAGAGAGAGCUCUCCCAAGGAGAGGGAACCUGGGAAGCUCUGGCCCAGCUGCAGCUGGAGGAGAGGAGGGUGAAGGACAGACAGCAGCGGGAUAAGGAGCACAUGAGGUACGUUGAAGCCCUGAGAGCCCAGAUGAGGGAAAAGAUCAAACUCUGGAACAUUGAUUUGCCCCCGCUGUGUUCCUGUGGGUCUGAUUUCUGGGAUUGCCACCCCGAUACCUGCGCCAAUAACUGUGUCUUCUACAAAAACCACAAAGCCUACAGCCAGGCACUGCACUCUGUCAUCACCUCCUGCGCCCACACGGCCACACGGCCGCUCCGGGGCCUGGCUGCUCUCUGUGCUCGCUCCGGGAAGCGUCUGUGACCAAAGCAGCUCCGUGUCCCGGUGGGAGCUGGGCCGUGUCCUGCCUGUCCCUCCACGCCAGCUGCCAGGACGAUGUCACCUUUGCUCUCCGGGUUUGUGUGCCUCUCCCACCCUGCUCCGGGUGUGCAGUUGGCUGGGGCGAUGGUCGAGGUGAAGGAGACAAUUGCUCUGUGGGGUUGGUUUAUGGCAGGCACUUACAUUCUGGCAUUUGCCUGUGGAAUAAACUGUUUUCAAGGAUUGUCUCAUUUGAAAUGUGAAAGGAGGAGAAAUAAGGUGCCAGGGGUCAGUGUCUCUUACAGGAGGAUUUCUAACCUUUCCCUGCUCCCUUCUCUCCCUUUUCCUAGGGCUUCUGCCAGCCCSUGACACUGGGAUCACCUUCCAGAGCCAGCCUUUUAUUGUUCUUUCCUUCUCCAUGUGAAGACCUCUCUUCCAGUAACACCCACGCAGCUCUGUACCUGACCCACGCUCCAUAGCCUCUCCUUUGCUCCAGAAAGGAGCAUUUUUCUAGCAAAAAAACCUCCAGCCCUUUGCAGGGGUGGAGCAGGGUGGGUUUUGUCAAACCUGCCUGUAGUGGGGUAUCGUGGAGCUGGGCGGAGGUUACUCCGUACCACAUCAUUAAUAUUUACUCCUCGCUGGCCMUCCUCUCCAAUAUUAACCAGGGCAGGAAGGAUGGGUGGCCGAGCGUGCCGGAUCAUUUCUCKUCCCUCUUCCCAUCCCACUGGACACAGAGCAAACCCACGACCCCGGUCCAGAGGUAGCACAGGGGCACAGAGCCAGCAACUGCUCCUCUGCUUCCCCUGGAGAAUCAUUCACUGAGGGGUCCGCGGUGGCUGAUGCUGUUUAUUAACAACUGCUUGCGUCAGGGGAAGGUGCUGCAGCCCUAACUCAGGGUGUUGGAGUGGGUUUGGAGGGGGCAGGGAAGCAAAGGGCUGAAGCUGCAAAUGGGUUUUUUGUAACUGAUUUCAGCUCUAGGGCAGCUGAGGACAAGCAGUUCCUUGGCAGGUCCCCAAAGCCUUGCUCAGGCCCCAGGCACCCCUGUACUCCUGUUGCUGCCUCUCUGGAGGGAUCCCAAAGGGACUGUGGGCUGAUUUGGGGCUUAGUUAAAGGAGUGAUGACUGAAUAAAGCUGUUGUUGCUCCUGAUCCUCGAUCUCCCCCUAGCAGGAUAAAUGGGAUGCUUUAGUGGGGGGAGGAUAAGGAUUCCUCAAAUCCCUGGAAAUAAUCCCAAAUCAACUUUAGGGCAGCGAAGCCUGUUCGGGGGYUGCUGGGAAAGAGAGUGGAAAAGUUAAAUGCAGCUUUUUCUGCUGGAGAAAACAGCACCAAGGGGGGAAGCUCACAGAGGCCCGGGGGGGUAUGAACGGGGCUGGUCGGUCCCUUCGGGGCUUUGCCCCUGUCCCACUGCCCAGCGCGGCUGUYCCCUCGUUCCAGCCGGAUCUGAAGUGGAUUUUUGUUUCAGCGGGAGCGAGGACAGCCCGGUUCU
Molecule: messenger RNA, 2955 nt
Organism: Malurus melanocephalus (red-backed fairy wren)
Lineage: Eukaryota; Metazoa; Chordata; Aves; Passeriformes; Maluridae
Gene: CCDC15
Product: coiled-coil domain containing 15
Exons: 11
Coding region: 98-1477 (459 amino acids)
Cellular component (GO): centrosome
Source: RefSeq, a predicted model, not a curated record